This is a messenger RNA of Aquila chrysaetos chrysaetos, 2134 nucleotides long. Its product is annotated as E3 ubiquitin-protein ligase TRIM39-like. The coding region runs from base 258 to 1736 and encodes 492 amino acids. Gene Ontology annotation, molecular function: protein binding; zinc ion binding. The transcript is spliced from 6 exons. Lineage: Eukaryota; Metazoa; Chordata; Aves; Accipitriformes; Accipitridae. The record is from RefSeq and is a predicted model, not a curated record.
UGGAGGAAGCCCCAGCCUUUAAGGCUGACUGCAGCUGUCCUGGCCGGUGCAACGCUCCUCCCCCAGCCAGUGCUGAGGCUCCCGCUGCUGGUGCCGCACAACAGCUAGGCCGGCUUCUCCUCCGGCCUCCCGUGGCACUGCCAACGCUGCCUCGCCGUGAGGCUGCUGCAACCAUGCCUGCCUGCAAGCCUGUGUUUGCUGGUUGACUCUGGGGGGAAGGAAGCGCGCAGCGAGGCCAACCGGCCACGGAGGCUGCCAUGGCCCUAGCGGGUGCCCUGGAGCGGCUGCAAGAGGAGGCCAUCUGCCCCAUCUGCCUGGAGUACAUGAGCGAGCCUGUCAGUGUUGACUGCGGGCACAACUUCUGCCGGGGCUGCAUCGCCAAGCACUGCCAGGAGAAGGGUCUCUGGGCCGAUGGGCCCUUCUCCUGCCCGCAGUGCCGGGCCUCCUGCCACCGCAGCGGCUUCCGACCCAACAGGCAGCUGGCCAACAUCGUGGAGAGCAUCCGGCAGCUGGGGCUGCGGGGCGGCCCGGGGACGGAGCCAGGGAUGGGGACAGGGACCCCUCUCUGUGCCCAGCACGAUGAGCGCCUCAAGCUCUUCUGCGAGGAGGAUGAGGAAGCCAUCUGCGUGGUGUGCCGGGAGUCCCUGCACCACCGCUCGCACACCGUCUACCCCAUCGAGGAGGCUGCACAGGUGUACAAGGUCAAACUCCAGAAAUCCCUGGAGCAUCUUUCGAAGGAAGUGGAGGACGUGAGGAAGCGUGAGUCAGUGGAAAGGAUGAAAACCCAGGAGUGCAAGGAGACAGUGAAGAAAAAGCGGGAGAGGAUUGUGAGCGAGUUCGGGAAGCUGCAUCGGCUGCUGGCCAACGAGGAGAAGCUGCUGCUCCAGAAGCUGGAGGAGGAGGAGAAGUGGAUUCUGCUGAUGAUCAGUGAAAACCUGGCCAGGCUGGUGGAGCAGAAGUCCUUGCUGGAGGAGCUGAUCCUGGAGAUAAAGGAGAAGACCCAGCAGCCAGCUGACGGGCUGCUCAAGGACAUGAAAAGCGUCCUGAGCAGGUGUGAGGGGGUGAAGUUCCAGUCCCCCAAGGCUGUGUCCGUGACCCUGAAGGAAAACUACAGCAUCCCCGAGCACUGCCUUGGCAUGAGGGAAAUGCUGAAGAAGUUCAAAGUGGAUGUGACUUUGGACCCCGAGACGGCGCACCCUGACCUUACCCUGUCCGAGGACCGCAAGAGUGUGCGGCGCGGGGGCAAGAAGCUGCUUCUGUCCCUCUUCGACAACCCCAAGAGGUUCGGCACCACUCCAGCGGUGCUGGGGAGUCAGGUCUUCUUCUCAGGCCGCUGCUACUGGGAGGUGCAAGUGGGAGACAAGCCCGAGUGGGGCCUGGGGCUGUGCCGAGAGUCUGCUAGCCGGAAAGGCAAUGUACUCUUCUCCCCAGACAAGGGCUACUGGUUGCUGCGGCUGCAAAAUGGGGGCAACUACGAGGCCCUCACCUCUCCUAUCUCCCCGCUGACCCUGACCGUAAGACCCCGGCGCAUUGGGAUCUUCCUGGACUACGAGGCAGGAGAAAUCUCCUUUUACAAUGUGAGCGACCGCUCCCAUGUUUACACCUUCACUGACAAGUUUUCAGGGAACCUCAGGCCUCUCUUUUUCCUGGGUGCCUUUUUGGGGGGCAGAAAUGCAGAGCCCUUGGUGAUCUCCUGGGUCAGGGACACGCAGGGGACUGGGUGCAUCAUCCUGUGACAGCAGCUGCUCUGGCUUCCCACCAGCAGGCAGAGACCUUGGGAGCCCAACUAGCUCCUCCUGUGAGCAGGAGGGUGAUGGUGGGGCAGCACUGGGGAAAUAUCUGUGUGCCUUGGUGAGAGUCAUGGAAAGGUCCCCACAUGGUCCUGGCUACGGGAGGUCACCUGCCGAGUGUGACACCCACCUCGUGCCAUGCCUGUGCUGGAAAGGGCACUUUGCAGUGGGGAUGUGCCAUAACCCUCUGUGCCGCUGACGGGGACAGGGGAUCCCACUGACCACCACUGCCCUGCUGGUCAUCUCACAGACUGCUGGAGAAGGAUACAUGCCCAGCCUGCUGCAUAGUGCUGAUUUUGGUGUGAAUUGUACUGGAACAAGGCAAUAAAGGGUUGAUUUGGGGA